GCUUUCCUUGAAAAAGUGGGAGUCAGAUGGAGGGGCGGGAAUGGAGGUGUAACCUGUCAGCUGGACCCUUCAGUAUCACAAAUUUGUCCAGGUGUCUGAACGAAUGAUGCCAUUGAGCGUUCGGUAUACCCCUCGUGAUCAAGACUCAAGACUCUAGGAAACGAGGGAUGUUGAUAGACAAAGUGCGUGUCUUGAGACCAACAGACUACACCAUGUAACGGACGUACACAGCUGGUGAUGGCUGUGAUCAGUUCAUAGCUGGUGUUGAAAUCUAGCAAGGGGACGAUGACGUAAGUUCGAUGGAGAUUGUUCCGGCUUCGGCAAAAGGUGUCGUUGAAAGGCCAAAGCCCGGUCCUCGGGUGGCUGGGAACUCCUGGAAAAUUGACCGUCGUCGUCCCCCAGGGUAGCGCCUGUCUGCCACGAUGAAGUGGUGGAGUGUUCGUGGGUGCCAAUUAUUAUAGGCCCAAGACAAGAAGAGGAACCUCAUUAAUCAGAACCAAAAUCAGUGCAACCCUUCUUCACUCAAUACACUUUGUGCAACAUAUAGACAGGUGGUGAUCCAAAACGAAAGAAUCCAGGCAAAUAGAAACAGUGUGCAUAGGCAGCCAACGACAAUGCCGCCUCGCUGUGUAGAUAACGUCUCAGGUCCAGGAUUCUGGAUAAGAUGGAUUCCCCACAGGUGCUGGUGCGAAUACGCCAGCACCGACAGCCGCUGCUUCGGUGAUUUGUCUUACCCAAGCUCGUAUUGGCCUCACCUUCCUAUUCCCAAGCCUCACUCAAUGAGACCUUGGCUACACGAAUCCAACAUGAAAAGCUUCUCGGCGGCGGCAACCGCAGCACAAUCAAGUUGAUUACGGAUUCAUCUUGACCGCCAUGCCCGCGUAUUCAAACUCAUUGAUAUUCAUCAGCGAUGCCCAGCAACGCCCAGAAGUGCCCAGUUCUUGGGAUCGCAUCGGAAAGUGGUGCCGGACAGGGGACGGCAACGUGGGGACCGACCUGCGGUUCUAGCGCUUCCAGCUUGCUGAUGCUGGCGGGGCUUGGUACCGUUGGUGAACAAAUGCCAUGACAUUUUGUGGAAUUUCCCGAAGAGGUUUCAGGUGGUGAAGGUGAGGGAAAUCUGUUGGCUGAUGAGCCAUCGCAGCGCAGUGACAACGUGCUACGGAGUACACUACCUGAAAUCGAGAGCGUCGUCACCCCGACGAGGCGGAGGCUGGAGGUUCGUCGGGCGGGGAAGGAUCUGGCGGCUCAUCGAUUGGCGACAAGAGGUUUUUCACCAGACCCCUUCGUCAUCCAAGCAAACUUUUGGCCAAUCCAGACCCCCCUGCUCUCUAUGCCAAGUAAUCGCGGGGUCUUCUUUGCUGGGCAGCGUCAACUGCCAACGACAUCUGAGAGCCGGUGAUGCAAUGCAGGAUUGGGGAGCAAGCAGCAAGCGUGUCCGGAGAGAAAAGACAGCAAAAAGCUGGAGAAUUGCUGCCGAUAGCCAGGCGGGAGAAGACACUAAAAGAAUAGCGCCUCUCUGCUGGGUGAUGGUGUGCUGCAUAUCCUGUACUGAUGAUGUCGUGGUGUGGGCUUUUGCAGGUGCAUGACACGGUGGCACUCGCUGCACGUCUCGCUUGUCGGAGCGGGAUGAUCUGGCUUACCUGGGAUCGACCAAGGGACUUUCUUCCUGAUGGUCAAGAGAGAUCCUGAGACUGCAGAGCCCAGUCCAACGAUCCGGGAAAGCCGCACUGAUCAUUGAUCACUGCAUGCAGAGCCAGAACCUGAAAAUGUCCCUGGAAAGUGACAACAACAGGGAGAGUCUUGAUAUUGAGGUGUAAGAUGGGCAGGUGUAUUUUAACUCGGAGCUUUCAGGCGGAAGACGGGAAGUAGCAAUUCCAAAUACGAGACAUAUCUGGUGCCUCUCGUAUGGUCAGCAGUGCUGACUGAGCUCGUUUUUCUCAGUUGUUUACGAACUGCAGUUUUUUUUUUGGAUUUGAUUUUGCAAAUUAUUUUUACUAAAGGUCUUCAUUUUGGUUCUCCAGUCGAAUUUAGCUUUGAGCUGCCAGCUGUCACUUGUACUUUGACGGAAUCGAGGAAAGACAACGAUUCGCCUAGCGAUCGCCGGGGGAUCGAACGGCGCUUUCUUGCCAAAAAAAAAAAUUACUUGGCUCCAGCACUGCUCCGUACAAAACUUGGGACGGCCCCAGCCAGCGUCAUCCAGUCUUCAGACCUCAUAUCCGUAGCAAAGAGCUUCUUCGUCUUUAUUCUGUCCCGAAGCCUCCGUAUCCCGAAACGACAUUGCCUAAUGGAGCCGCAACCGACCGAACACUGAACAGCCCUCAAAAGUCCCAGACCAUCGGAAACCCCCCCUUGGCGCGGAGAAGGCAGCACGGCAAGAUUAAUUCAGGAGAAAGAAGCUUCCUCUGCCUCACCUCCACUUCGUUUCUCGUCUUUUGCAUUCAUUCCGCUCCGGCUACCUCCCAAACCCGCAUCUUCCCUGCGACAUCACCUUUUUUCGUUUCCCUUCGUUCGGUGCCGGAGCUUCCGCGGCACAAACAUCCGUUCGACAUCCAUCAUGGCCCGCCAGGGACGAGUGCGCUCGUUUAUAGCCCAGUUCACACCUCGCAGGGAUUCCGGGACCCCUACACCCGCACCUGCAUCACCACCCAAGAGCAUCGAAUCCUCCUGCCAGUCGUCCCCGAUCCCGUCAAAACCGGAUUCUAGGCUCGACACCUCCGUCACCUCACCUUCCUCGUCGCCACCCUUCCAGACCUCGCCGACACUGCAACGCUCGCCGACGCUGCAAGAGUCCUCCGAGAGCGAACUGCCGCCAGACUCGACUGCCGAAACAACACCCAUCUCGUCUCCUGAAGACGAACAUGCUCCAGUGGUAAAACGGCUGCCACCGUCUCCCCCACCAAGCCCUCGACCUAAAGCGAACCGACGCGAGAGACCUCGCUCCCUCUCGCAAACAUACCGUCCGCUCAUCAUGGAAUUGUCUAGUCAGACCCCAGCAGAGUUUCUGCCCAUUUUUAGCCUGCUAAACAGUCACUCCAACAAGCUGUAUCAGGAGGGCUACUUUCUCAAGCUUGACGACCAAGACAUUAAAGGAAAACCUAACCCCGAUCGAACAUGGACCGAGUGCUUCGCUCAGCUUGUCGGCACUGUGUUGUCGUUGUGGGACGCCGCCGAGUUGGAUGCCGCUGGUGACGACGGGGAGGUGUUGCCCAAGUUCAUCAACUUGACCGAUGCUUCGAUCAAGAUGAUCGAAUCGCUUCCAACAAGGUCCGCCGAUGAGCAGCCAUUACAAAAUAUCCUCAGCAUUAGCACCGCGGGCCGGAAUCGCUAUUUGCUUCACUUUAACUCGCACCAUUCUUUGAUCCAGUGGACUUCCGGCAUCCGGUUGGCCAUGUAUGAACAUUCGACACUUCAAGAGGCAUACACGGGCGCCGUGGUGGCCGGCAAGGGCAAGACCCUCAACAGCAUCAACAUCAUCAUGGAACGCGCCAGGGUUCCCGUUCAGGAAUACGUCCGUGUAAGGUUCGGUGCCGGUGUUCCCUGGAGACGUUGUUGGUGUGUGAUAGAACCACCCAGCGAGAAGGAGUAUCAGAAGGCACAAAAGGAGCACAAGAAGCGUUCUGCCUAUGACCGAUCACAUGCACCCAUCUUAAAGGGUGAGAUCAGGUUCUUCGACACCAAGAAGGAGGCCGAGAAGAAGAAGAAGCACCAAAAGCCAAUAGCGACCAUCACCGAUGCCUAUGCAGCCUACGCUAUUUACCCACAGGCCAAGGCGCUGAUCGAUGGCUCGACUCUGCUGAAAAUUGAGGGUGAUAUCCACAUCCACUCCGAACCACCAUCGUCAACCGAGGGCUUCGUCUUCAUCAUGCCCGAGUCGCAUCCGAUGGUCCCUGGUUUUGAGAUGUUGCUGCGCUUCCUCUUCCCAACCUGGGACACGUUUGGUCUGUACGGUCGUCCGGGUCGGUUGUGUGCAAGCCCUAGAGACUCGCGCUCCCUCAUGUUUGCGAUGCCAAAGCACAAGAAAUAUGGAUAUCUCGAGUUGCUUGAUGUCAGUGGGCUCAUCACCACCGACGGAAGCUCUUCUUGGUCGGAGAGGGAGUGGCGCAAGAAGUUGAAAGAGCUGACGGGGACUCGCAUGUUGGAUAUGGAGGCCGCUGGAGAUACCGCAAGCCAAAGCAGCAAGCGGCUAAGCCAGGGCGGACAGUCGAAGCCGAGAGUAGGUUUUGCAUCGGAUGAUGGAAGUUCUGGGCGGUCAUCAAGGUCCAUGUCUGUGACUCGGCCGGGUACGCGAACAGACUCUGCACCUCCAGAUGCCAACAGGGAGAGGGCACCAUACGCUAUGGCCGGUCAUGGCAAGCACACGCGCAACAUCUCGGAUACCCAGCUCGAGAACCACUCACCUUACCCUUAUGAUGUGGAUCAUCACGCAGUCGGCCCUUCGGCUAUGCGCCCCGCUGACCGAGCCAGGACAUUUGCAAGCGAUUUGGCGCCCACCCCGGAGAGGGUCAGCUCCGAAGAUGAAUAUCCUAAAGGCAUGGCUGGCUACAACCUGAACGAAAUGCAGCGGAUGAUGACCCCCGAGCCGGUCGCUCCCCCUCCAGCAUUUGCUCAUGGCGCAGAAUCUCGGCCUUAUCCCAAGCCCCAACCUUCACCUGAGUUGCGUCGGGAACACAACAGGUUAUCCGACACUACGCUUUCCCAGCUGGCCAACGCAGGAGGCUUGGGACCUGGAGGAUACCCGGAUGAGCAGCUGCGCGGUGACUACACGAUGAGCCCGCAAUCUGGAUACAACGGCCCACGAGGUCAACCGGUACAGACACAAACCACCAGCGCCGUUACCAUGAAAUCAGAUGCUAAUUACAAUGGAUCUCGUGAAGUUUUGACAGCUCCUACUACCUACCAAGGCUCUCCUGGGUCCCUUUCACCGCGCCUGGAUUCGUUACAAAACCAGUCAGAUUCUCCCCUAAAACAUUCCGUCCUAGGUCCCGAUAGCAACACCACGCGACACAUGAACUCUGGUCCAUCAACCGGCCCCUCUCCCACUGACUCCGGUAUGCGCCCUGCACUGAGUCAACAGCCACAUGGAAAUCAAACAACACAGUCUUCGGGCCCUCCUAGCGGCCGGCAGACCCCACCACCUUCCAGGGCUGAUAUGGCGUUCAAUUUUCCAGAAAGGUCCCCGAUUCAUCGUAAACCUCUGCUUGCUAGAACCACCAGCCUACAGCACAAGAACCAGGAACCAGUCUCUCCCAUCUCCUUUUUCCCGCCCCCUCCAAACAGGUCAGAAAGUCAUUCCGAUGAUGGCGCUUCUACAGUAAGCCCUGAUUACGCUAGCACGCAUCGGGGUUCGAUAGAACUGCCAGUGAGAUCAACGGAACGGCCGCGGAUCGGCGUGCUCAAGUCCACGGGUGAGGAUGCGCCUGUUUCUGGUGACAAGGCUGGAGAAGGGUACAAAAUUCCAGAUAUCGAUUUUGGGCGGACUUUGAACUAUGGAGCACUUCCACCUGGGAAGGUGUUGUCGGCACCAGGCUCUUCACACGGAGCUGAUUCUGGAUCUGGAAUGGAAUCUCCACGUCAUGCAACCACACCCUCUGGUAGAAAAUCUCCUGGCCCUGGUCCUGCGUAUUGCCAUCGGCGUCAAGAAUCGAGCGAUUCCUUUCGUCGAAGCGUGGCCUGGCAACCGGGUGUCGUACCAGGCCCCAGCACAUCCAUUAAUAGAUCAAUUUCCCCUGAACAGUUUGUCCAACAACGUGCGACUAUGCAUCAGCGUAACCCCUCGGGCUACGCUCUCAACGAGUUUCGAGCGGGUACCCCUACAUCCCCAUACAAGCGGCCAAACAGUAAUCCAGCAUCCCAUUCGCGGUCGAAUUCGGCUGACCUACUCUCAUCUGGUCGCCCUGUGAGCCAGGCUGGGAUGCUUGCUCUGUCCAGCGGCGAAGUCUCGUCGCACUUGUCGGCACGCGAGCAAGAACACGUCGCGAGGAUGACGGGCAGCCCUCUCAUUGCCAUCGCUGGCAAAAAGAACGCUCCCCAGGCCAAGGUUGGCCUGGUCGGUGCAAUUGAGGCGCGCGAGCGUGAAAGGGCUCAGAUGAGGCAAGGGAUCGGUGGCCAAGCUGUUGCGCAUGCUAUUGAUCAACGAAAUCGGGAGCAGCAUCAGCAGGCGCAGCGAGCUGCCCAGGCUGCUUUCGCUCAGCAACAGGCUCAUUUUGCAGCUCAAUACCAAGGCUCCCCUCGCCCCCAGUUUCCCCUUCAGUAUGGGCCACAGUCAUGGCCUCCCCAAGGGAUGUCUCAGCAUGGCUCACUGAGUGGCGCGCCUCCGGUUAACCAAGCGUUUGCGUCUGGCGGUGGAUGGGGACAGCAAGGGCAAAUAGGGUUAGGAAUGAGCAACUCGCCGCCAUUACAGGCUCCGUUUGCAGCGGCUACGGUGCCCGGCGGUCCUCGAUCUGGGACGCCGGGAAGAAUGACGUUUCAAGGCCAGGCUUUUUAGAAGAGGGUCAAGGUCAAGGAUUUGGUGAAGACAUUUGAGUCGGAUAGCGGCUCGAGUUGAGGCUGCGAGUAGCCACAGGGCGGGGGACGGGUUUGACGGUUGAACGACGUGCAUGCAAGCAGAUGACAUUCUUUCUAUUGAGAUAACGACAGGAUAGAUCACGACAGGGCUUCCCAACAUUUCAUACCUACGAGUUAGCUUGGUUUUUUACACACUCAAAAGUUUCUCCAGAGCAGGCAACAAUUUUGGAUUUUUGGGCCACACGGCGUUGUUUUUUUUCUUUUCUUGGAUUCAAGGGUGGAUGUUGUGGUUUCAGAACAUGGCCAGUUGAUGGGAGCAAAGUGGAAGGCUAGAUUGCCAGGAGCAUUAUGGUUAGCGUUGUCCGGGUUUUCAUCCAUACAUUCAGCUUUAUCAUUGCUGCUUUGGCGUUUGGUCUUUUUUAGUUGUACUUAGUUGUACGGCUGUGCGGCGUUCAUACCGCACGGUCCGAUAUAAUAAGGUUGUUUCAACUGUUCAACUUGUUGCCAGAGUCCGUCGAACCACUGUGACAUGUUGAGAUCGGUUGUGUAAACGAUGGUCCUGUUCAUCUAA
Podospora bellae-mahoneyi is the source of this 7075-nucleotide messenger RNA. RefSeq lists its product as uncharacterized. Bases 2555 to 6484 code for a protein of 1309 amino acids. The record is from RefSeq and is a predicted model, not a curated record. The transcript is spliced from 6 exons. Lineage: Eukaryota; Fungi; Ascomycota; Sordariomycetes; Sordariales; Podosporaceae.